Leptopilina boulardi is the source of this 2606-nucleotide messenger RNA. Its product is annotated as membralin. The record is from RefSeq and is a predicted model, not a curated record. Bases 381 to 2492 code for a protein of 703 amino acids. Gene Ontology annotation, cellular component: endoplasmic reticulum. Gene Ontology annotation, biological process: response to endoplasmic reticulum stress; positive regulation of ERAD pathway. Lineage: Eukaryota; Metazoa; Arthropoda; Insecta; Hymenoptera; Figitidae. The transcript is spliced from 14 exons.
AUUUACAUAUAUGUAUACUAAGUUGAAGUGUAAACUGUCGAAACUUUAUAUUUUUGUUAUUUGACAUGUUUGCUGAAUUUUAAUCUCUAGAAAAUGACGGACAUUAUGAUUUAUAAAUUUAUUCUUCUUCCAGUAUAUUUGUUUGUUACAUCAAAGUGAUUAUUGUUUUGAAGCAAAAAAUUGUGGUUUUGCAGUCUCAUUAUAUGAUAACGAUGACUGUAGUUAAUUAGAAACUUAACAAUGCACGAAUGUUACAACCGAAAUGGGAGCAAAAAUCACAGUUUUACUAAUUACAGAUUAUAUCAGUUCCUGAUGUCGAAUUAAAAAUAUUAAAAAUAAAAUAUUGUUCUGAAGAGAAAUCUCCAUUUAGGACAUUAAAAAUGUCACGAAUAGAUGUAGCCGCUGUACCGUUGCCAAACAACCAAAAUGAUGUAACUGCAGACAACCAUAAUUUAACAAAUGCAGUUGGUUCAUCAUUUAAUAAUAAUAUUAAUAACAAUAACAACAACAAUAAUAAUAAUGCGAAUGUUACGAGAACAAAUAACAAUCAAAAUCCACUCUUUCGUAUGCGUGACAGACUGUUUCAUGCACUAUUUAUCAAAGCUUCCUUAACAUAUGCAAGAACCUUUCCAAGACCUGUGAGACGUUUCAUUGAAUUUUUAAUUUUAAUGAAGGCCAUAAUGGCAUUUUUUGUACUAGCUUAUAUUCAUAUAGUUUUCUCAAGAACUCCAACAACUUGCUUAGAACACGUUAAAGAUGGUUGGCCUCGGGAUGGAAUUCUUAGAGUUGAAAUCUUGAGAAAUGCAGCCGAUGAUUAUAGUAUAGAAAAGAGUUAUGCAAAAGAAGAGAAGCUGCGACAAGUGAAAGUCGAUGAUUUGACCAAUGUACUUGGAAUAUUAACCAGAGAUGGUUUUAUAAAUAUUGAACCAUCAGCAGCAGAUGAGGAACGUGAAAGUCUAAAAGUUGUUAGUAAAAGAAAUUCUCGACAUUUAAAUGUGAUUGAUAAUAGAGUAGUAGGAAUUCAAAGUACUAAGAUUAUGAGUCAGAGUGAAAUAAUUAAUUACAAUUUAACAAGUAACACGCUUAACGCGAUAUCGUCUACAAAACUUUUAUCAGAAUUAAACAUGGAAAAUAGUAAGCCGAUGCAAAAUGAAAUACGUUCAAAUAUUCCUCUGGAUAAUAUGUCGAACGAAGAUACAAGAAAUAUAAUUUCUGAAAACUCAGUAUACCAAUUGAAAAGUUCUGUACCUGAAGUAGAGAAAAUCGUGAAAGCAGAUGAUGAAUAUAUUGUAGAAUAUUCUUUAGAAUAUGGAUUUUUGCGAUUGUCACCUGCAGCUCGACAAAGACUGAACAUUCCAGUGAAAAUAGUUACAUUAGAUCCAUUAAACGAUAAAUGUUUUGGUGAUACAUUUUCACGAUUCAUUCUUGACGAAUUUUUAGGCUAUGAUGAUUUAUUAAUGGCUAGUGUGAAAACUUUAGCUGAACAAGAAGAUAACAAAGGCUUUUUGCGAAAUGUUGUAACUGGAGAACAUUAUCGGUUUGUAAGUAUGUGGAUGGCUAGAACUUCUUACUUGGCAGCAUUUUUCAUCAUGAUAGUAUUUACGGUGUCUGUUUCAAUGCUUCUAAGGUACUCCCAUCAUCAAAUUUUCAUUUUUAUUGUAGACCUCCUGCAGAUGCUGGAAUUCAACGUAACAGUAUCUUUUCCAGCUGCAUCACUUCUCACCGUCAUUCUAGCUCUUGUUGGAAUGGAGGCAAUAAUGUCAGAAUUUUUUAAUGACACUACUACAGCUUUUUACAUCAUUGUUAUUGUUUGGGUCUGCGAUCAGUAUGAUGCUAUUUGUUGCCACACUCCUAUUACUAAAAGGCAUUGGCUACGAUUUUUUUACUUAUAUCACUUUUCAUUCUACGCGUACCAUUACAGGUUCAAUGGUCAGUAUAGUAGUUUGGCCUUAGUUACUUCAUGGUUGUUUAUACAACAUUCAAUGUUGUAUUUCUUCCAUCAUUACGAAUUACCUGUUAUUUUGGAGCAAGCUCAAUUGCAACAUUUAUUUUACGGAAAUCAUGCACAACCAACACAGCCUCCAACAUCCAAUAAUAAUUCACGCUCUUCGAGAAUAUCGCCAACUAUAUCAACAGUUAACCUUGAUAGAACUUCAGCAAGUGUUGAACAAACACAACAAAAUUAUAUAACUGAGCUUUCAUUACUAGAUUCUGAUUCUAACAAUUUUGAAGACAUUCAUACUGCAGAAACAGGAAGUACUCCACCUUCAACAAGUAUAGAAAGUAGUUCCAAUGAAGUGUUGGAAUCUCAAGUACUUGAGGUACAAGAAUCCAUAUCAGAGGAAAGAUAUACUGAUACGCAUAAUGAAGACAAUAAUAAUCAGAUGUCAUCGACGCAAGAAAUGUCUUUGUCUGAUGGAUUUGAAAUUAUAGACUCUUCUGGAACUACACAAGUUGAGGAAACGCCUUAUUCUUUUACUGAAAAUUCGUAGUUACUUUAUUGAAAUUGUUAUAUUUGUUAUUGCUCUGAGAAAAAACUAUGUAUUGUUUAUUUAUUAAUAUAAAGUUUUUAAUAACUUAAUAAAUCAAUAAGAAUAGUGAUUUUA